CACCUUCAACACCGAUUAAACAACCAUACAGUCAUAUUAAUCCUAUACCACGCACAACACCAACGGAUCAGAAGACCCCAGAUAAGCGCAUACAUUCAGUCAACGGAGUAUUCAAAUCUUCUCCUUUACACCCGACCCCAAAGCCUCACCAUCCAUUCACAUCUCCUUCGCCUUUGAAGAAACUCUCACUACCUUCCCAAUCCCUCGUAGUCGAGACGGCCUCCUCAACUUUGCCUUCUACCCCACCGUCAGCAAACACGUCCUCUAUAGCAUUUUCGCUUAAUUCUGCAUCUUCUACUAGCCCCAAAUCCUUCGCCGACAUUCAGCGUGCUGUUUCCUUUGUUCAACUUGCGGAUGAACUCGUUUGGAAAAGAAGUGAAUGGGGGACUAUGUUUGGUAGUCAGAAUCGAAGUGCUAGUAGGAGUAGGAGUCCUAGUCCAUCGGCGGAUCGUGGAUCAUUGGCCGGUCACAAACGCUCACUUCCCACUGAACCGAGGAGUGCUCAUGAUGGCUUCUUGCGGCCCCCUUCGGCUCACAAUGUGAACGGAGCGAACUCCAACUCCUCCACCUACACUCCGACGGUUGGGGCGUCUGCUGAAUCAUCGUCGGUGAGACGACCGCCUACGUCGGGUGAUGUUUUUGAUGCGGGGAAUAUCAAGGCGCUUGAGGAUAGGCUUGUUCUUUGGGAGAGAGCUGUACGAACGAGGGUGAUGAGGAAUAGGAAUCAGAGAUAAGAAAGGAGGGAUUGGGGUUGGGGAACUUUUUUUUUUUUUUCGAACAAGAAAAAGCUGCCCUGCUGCCCAGAGAUCGUUCUAGAGGACAAUUCGCUAUCGCUGUUUUUCCCCUCGGGUCUUAUCGUCCUGUGUGUGUAUUUGCAUAGUUUUGUGUAAUUCGUAAUGUCAAUUCAAAUUGUC
Messenger RNA from Cantharellus anzutake, 914 nucleotides. RefSeq lists its product as uncharacterized. The transcript has a single exon. The record is from RefSeq and is a predicted model, not a curated record. The annotation marks the transcript as partial. NCBI's taxonomy places the organism in Eukaryota, Fungi, Basidiomycota, Agaricomycetes, Cantharellales, Hydnaceae.